AUGGACAGAAAAGAUAUUCAAACAAUUGUGGGGCUGAUGAUGCUGGUGGUGGCAUUGCUCAAUGUUCGUCCGACGAUGGCUCACUUGCCCCCCGGUGCCUGCAUCGACCGUUGCCUGAAAGAGUGCAAAUUAAGCGGCAUCGGUAUUGCAGCCUGCAUCAAAUACUGCCCGGUGCAUUGUCUCCCUCCCGACACCACUGCCAAAGAUCAUUACUGUAACCUCGGAUGUAUGCUCGAUCAAUGCGCCAAGUUCACUAGUGACGAGAGGAGGAUGACCGACUGCGUGUUCAAAUGCCGUAAAUUCCACUGCAAGAUCAGGGCCAAGACUGUAAAGUGAUUGUCCUGUGAUGAAAUAGUCUGCGCCCACAUAGACAUUAUUUAGUUUACCUUAGUAGUCUUCUGUGAGGUUUUUUUCUUUCAAAUAAAUGGCUGUAAUCAACCUUCUUCUUGCUCCAUUUUCAA
Molecule: messenger RNA, 461 nt
Organism: Salvia hispanica
Lineage: Eukaryota; Viridiplantae; Streptophyta; Magnoliopsida; Lamiales; Lamiaceae
Product: protein TAP1-like
Source: RefSeq, a predicted model, not a curated record